AAGAACAACAAUUUUCAUAUUUCAAUUUGGAGUGUAUAAUUUGCGUUUAAUAAACCAUAACCAAAAAUACAUGAUUUAUAUAUUAAAAAAUUCAGUAAACUGUAAACGAGUUCUCCUGUUUUCUGGUUUUGGUUCUAGUUCUGGUUGUUAUUUAUAUUAUAUGGAGAAAGUUGACAAUUUAUUAGUUACCUAGACGCUAAAGUCUAAACUAUAGUUACUUCUAGUUCUGAAGAUUCUGAAUGAUCUGUGUUUUACUUUUACCCAAACUGGGCAGAACUUUAAUAUUACUAUAAACGAAAAGUAAGUAUUCCUCACAAGUCAGGAAAAUGGUUGACCGUUGUCUAGGAAGAGGAAGAGAAAAUGUGAAGAAAGAAAUGGAAAUAUUUCAAUCCAGACUUCUUAGUGCCUUGAAAAGCUAUCAAAAAGAGCAGAGUAGAUUCAAAGAUUGUUACAUUGAAUGGCUUCCAAAGAGAAAUUUCACACUGGAGAAAUUAGAAACCAUUUCCAAAAAUAUAGAUAAAUGUCAUGAGAAAACUAAUCUUGCUAGUGCAGUUGGUACAGCAGCAUCCAUUAUUGGUGGUGUUGGGACAAUUGCUGGCUUGGCCCUUUCACCAGCUACUCUUGGAGUAUCUAUGGGAUUUUCCAUGCUUUCUUUUGGUGGAGGAUUGACUCGAGUAGGAUCGUUUGUUAAAGAAAAAGUCACAUCAAAUAAUUUUAUCAAAGAUGCUCAGAUUGUUUGUUUAGAAGAUAUAAGCAAAACCAGAGAAAUAUUGCAAAUAGGGGAAAAUAUGUUAAAAAGAGAUGAGGAUCUAGAUAAAUUGUUGGAAGAAGUAAAGAAUUGGGCUUGCGAUCUUACAAGAAUGUUAGUAGAUGUUAAAUCAUCUCAAGCAGCAAACUUAGCAAAGAAUAUUUUAGCUCUAACAGCAGAGUUUCAGUUCUUGCUCAUACAGGGAGGAGACUGUAUAAUUGAUGCUCUGAAUAUUGUAAAUAAAAUGUUUUCCAUUAUUGGUGGGAAGCAAAAUGGGAAUUUAAAUUAUGUGAUUAAAUGUAUGAGGAGAAGAAAAGGAUCUAUGGGGAGUAUUAAGCAAAACCAUGUUCUGAGUGACGACUUCGCAUUUCUAAAUCCCACCUUAGGAUUUCAGAGGAUGAUGAUUGAAGGCAAAAAUAUGACUUCUGUAAUAGAUAAAAUAAGAAACACUACUACAUUGAGCAGGCAGUUACCACAAUCACUUAAGGAUUUUUAUAGCACAGUGAAGUUGUGGGUGUUCCCUUCAACAUCUGCUAAUUGCACUAGUUCAGUUUUGAAAGAGAUUGCUCAUGGAGGUGGUCUUGUAUCUUCUGCUUUUGUGGUCUUAGAUACCUAUUGCUUAGUUAAAAUCUUUCAAAAUAUUGAGGGAGGGUCCAAAACUGAACAAGGAGAAAAACUGUGGGAGCUACAUGACAAACUACUUAGAGAGAAAAAAAUUAUAGAAGAGGUAUAUACAUCUUUGACAAGUUAGGGGAUGCCCCCUCAGUAGCUCAGUGGUAGGACUGAGGGCUAUAAUACUAAAAAGGGGGGUUAUACACUUGGUGACCACAGCACAGAUAGCCCAUUGCAUAGCUUUGCACUUAGCAAAAAUUAUGGGAUAUGUGAAAAUGAACAAUGUGAAAUUCUGUCACACAAAACUAUAAUAAUAAACCUGAAUUUAAAAGCAUGAAAGCUAUAACUGGCUAAUUAACAUGAUAUAAUUGAUUAAUUAUGAGUUUCAGUUACAUCAAUUAUUGUUACAUAAAAUAAUUGAUUAAUCAAGAUUACAAGUAAAUCGAUUAAUGUCAAAAAAAUAAUCAACUAAUUGAAAUGUUUUUUUCAGUUAUUAUUCUUUUCAAUUAAUUCAGCUGUCCAAGUAAUAAGAAUAUUGCCAUUAUGAUUUCUUCAUAUUAUUUUUCAAUUAUUUCAAGUUUGUUCUGCUUAGUCAUUAGUAUUAUCAUUCAAAAAAGUAGUCACCUAAUUGAAACAGUGCUAUCCAAUUGUUUACAUACUACUGAUAAUUCGGUUUAGCCCAUAUUAGUAUGUUUGGCAACGUUUUUCUUAUUUUAUACCAUUGGUAAAUAAUAAGCUUUCUCGUUCAAUAGCCGAGCUUACAUAGUCUUAUCGUCCCCAUGUUUUGACCAGGGAGUGAGUGUGUUUUUUUUAUUCAUUUCAAAAUUAUUGCAAAUAGCUAAAUACUUUCUUUGCGAGUGCUAGUAAAUCUCGAUCUUCUCUGUCUGUCUGUUGAAGAAUUCCAACUGAACUGAACGACUGAAGGCCUGGCAUAGGCACGACUCGCAAUCUUAAGGUCGCGGGCUCGAAUCCCCGUCCCACCCAGUCGUGGGAGCAUUAUAAUGUGAUGGGUGACGGUCAAUCCCACUAUUCGUUGGUAAUAGAGUAACCCAAGAGUUCACUGCUAAAUUAGGGACGGCUAGCGCAGAUAGCCCUCGAGUAGCUUUGCAUAAAAUUCAAAACAAAGAAACAAGGUCUCAGAACAAAAAGUUCUACUGGCCAGGUGUCCCAACGACCAAGUAAAGAUCUGUUGUUUACAUUUGUAUUUCAAAGUGAAUUGGAAAUUUUCAACAGAAAAACAGAUCAUUUUAUAAAAACAUAUAAGUUAUAAUAAUAUUAUUAUAGAAAUAAUCAACAUAAAGUGGCAGGUAAUGCUAUUUAUUUCACUCAGUCAAUUCUACAAUUUUAUUUAUAUAAUAGAAAAAUCAGUUUUUCGAAAGUUUAUUUGCGUGAUUGAAUUUCUUUUACAAUGAUAUGUUCAUUUGGAAACUCGUUUGACAAAGCAUAAUAUCAGUGUUACAUAGAUUACUAUAUUCAAUGGAGCAAAAUAUCCAUAUCGAGAUUAAUAACAUGUGGAUGAAAUCAGGUGUGAUAGGACUUAUUAGACGAAAACAUGGUAGAAGUUGUACUGUUUCCAUUUGGACACGCCAUAUUGUUUUUAGUUUAUAUGAUUAUGGCGGAAACAACUAGAGAUUAAAACGUUUCACGUACAAAUGGACAUGAAAAAAUCCUUCUCAAAUCUUCAUAGAUUGUAAGUUUAAUUAGGGUAUGGAUGAUCAUAUGAGUAUGAUGCAUAGGAUAAACAUGUGGAGUUUGAAUGUUUUAUGUAUAAAUUUAUAUGGAAAACAGUCGUUUUGAGGACUACGUAGAUUGUAAAUUAAACUAAUAUGUAUAAUCAUAUGAGUACAUCAUAAAGUAUGCUAAACGAAUAGUAAAACUGUAACAAACUCAUUGAAACAAAAUAAUAAUUUUACUCAUUCAAACAGUUUGUUAUUGAUAGACAUUGACGAAUUGAAUAUGCACAACCAUACUGCCUAUUUUCUUUUGGACACAGCUUUAAUUAAAUGUUUUAUACAAUAUAUAUAAAUCUAGAGAUUGAAUGUUUUAAGUUGCAUGAAAAAUAGACUUUUGAAUAGAUUGUAAGUUAAACUAGUAUAGGGAUGAUCAUGUGAGUAAAUCACUAUACAAAUAGCCAUACUGUAAUAUAUGAAUAAAAAAUAAUAAUUUGAAAUAUUCAAGCGUUAUGUUUAUUAUUGAAUAAAUUAUAAAGUACAAAGAUGACCAAGCGGUAAUGCAGGAUUAAUAUUUUAAAUUCGAUGACGAGGAACCCACUUUGAGACUAAUAAUGGC
Messenger RNA from Limulus polyphemus (Atlantic horseshoe crab), 3649 nucleotides. RefSeq lists its product as uncharacterized. The transcript has 2 exons. Gene Ontology annotation, biological process: lipoprotein metabolic process; lipid transport. Gene Ontology annotation, molecular function: lipid binding. Bases 327 to 1499 code for a protein of 390 amino acids. NCBI's taxonomy places the organism in Eukaryota, Metazoa, Arthropoda, Merostomata, Xiphosura, Limulidae. The record is from RefSeq and is a predicted model, not a curated record. Gene Ontology annotation, cellular component: membrane; extracellular region.